Diabrotica virgifera virgifera (western corn rootworm) is the source of this 5885-nucleotide messenger RNA. RefSeq names its product MAP kinase-interacting serine/threonine-protein kinase 1. Bases 269 to 1711 code for a protein of 480 amino acids. The transcript has 5 exons. Gene Ontology annotation, biological process: intracellular signal transduction; protein autophosphorylation; peptidyl-serine phosphorylation. Gene Ontology annotation, cellular component: cytoplasm; nucleus. NCBI's taxonomy places the organism in Eukaryota, Metazoa, Arthropoda, Insecta, Coleoptera, Chrysomelidae. Gene Ontology annotation, molecular function: calcium/calmodulin-dependent protein kinase activity; calcium-dependent protein serine/threonine kinase activity; ATP binding. The record is from RefSeq and is a predicted model, not a curated record.
GAGGGUCUACGUGACCAACAGAUGCAAGAUGAAGUAGGCGACAUGACGCCAAGUCGAAUCAGUCGGAAUUUAACAUCAGAGGAGUGUAGAAGUAUAACGAUGGGAAGAUAGUGUGAACCAACGAAAUCUUUUCUUUGUGCCUAAAGUAGUCGUGUGACCGGCCGUUUUACUCUUUAUUAUUCACCUUUAAUUUUUCAUUUCAACAGUUCAGUUUACCGCGGAGGUUUUUUUGUAGUCUCCUUUUUGCUAAACACAAAAAUCAACAAAUAUGGUCGAAAGGAUAAUAGAAGAAAAUGAAAAUUACGAUUGCAACGGCAUCGUAAUCAACAAUGGUGACAGCAUCGAGGGUUGCAACGGGGGCGGGGGCAAUGGCAGCGCCUCCGACAGCGGCGAUCAGAUGGACGCUGAAGCUCGCGAACGAGAACUAGUUCGACGCAAGGAGGAAGCCAAGAGAAGGAGGCGUAAGAAGAAGCGAACCGGAUCUUCAUUGGUGUCAUCAUGUUUUCAAGAUCUGUAUAAAUUGACCGGUGAAGUUCUGGGAGAAGGUGCUUACGCUAGCGUCCAAACUUGCGUGAGUCUGUUCACCGAUCAAGAAUUUGCUGUGAAAAUUAUCGACAAGGUACCAGGUCAUGCUAGAGCUAGAGUUUUUAGGGAAGUAGAGACGUUCCAUCAUUGCCAAGGCCACCCCAAUAUUAUUCAGUUAAUGGAGUUUUUCGAGGACGAAGAAAAGUUUUAUUUGGUUUUUGAAAAGAUCAAUGGAGGUCAGCUCCUACGAAGGAUUCAGGAGCACAAGUUUUUCAGCGAAGCCGCAGCGGCAGAGAUAGUGAGAGAAGUGGCCUCAGCCUUGCAGUUUAUGCACGCCAAAGGGAUUGCACACAGGGAUUUAAAGCCUGAGAACAUUCUUUGUGUCCACAGGGACCAACUUUGUCCGGUCAAGAUCUGCGAUUUCGAUUUAGGAUCUGGCAUCCGCUUCCAAUCCAGCGUUUCCAGUCCUUUAGCGACACCUCAGUUAUUAACACCUGUGGGCAGUGCUGAAUUUAUGGCACCGGAAGUAGUAGAGGCAUUCAUCGGAGAAUCGGAAACCACAUCAUACGACAAGAGGUGCGAUUUAUGGUCUUUAGGCGUCAUCAUGUACAUUCUGCUGUGCGGAUACCCGCCGUUUUACGGAAAGUGUGGUAGAGACUGUGGCUGGGAACGAGGCGAUAACUGCAACGCCUGUCAGGAACUUUUGUUCCAGAGCAUCCAGGAAGGAAGAUACGAUUUCCCGGAGCCAGAGUGGACGACCAUAUCGGAUGAAGCAAGGGACCUCAUCUCGAGUCUGCUGGUAAAGAACGCCAGCGAGCGCAUCAGCGCGGAAAAGGUGCUGCAGCACCCGUGGCUGCAGUGCGCAAGUGAUACAGCUGCGCUAACUACCCCAGCUGUCAUCAAGAAGAACAACUCUGCGUUGGAACUGUCCCAGUUCGCGGAGUCCGCAAUGGCUGUGAAUAGAGUGGUGCAACAACACUUCAGCAUGAAAUUGGACUACUUGGAGAGACCGAACGUGUAUCCUGACUGUCCUGUUCGGUCAGGAAUGAAGACGUGCGCAUCGGCGAAGAUGUUUGGCCUGAGCCCGCCCAGCGAGAGCAACCUCAUGCGCAGGCGUAUCAAAGGCGGCUCUUGCCAGUUCCUCGUGCCAGCGCCCACACCCGCCAUACCCAGUCCAAGCGGUUGAUGUUGCCCAACUCGUCAAAAUGUUUUAAAAUUUUGAAAACUAAUUUUUUUCUUUUUCGAUUUUUUGGCAUUUUUACAGAGGGUUGAUUCGGUUAUUUGUGUUGUGUUCUGUUUUAUGAUCUACAACACAACAAGUUACUGUUGUUUAUUUUGUAUUUUUCUAUUGUAAAGCUGGAUGGAUCGAAAUAUUGAGGCAUUUCAAAUAUUCGUAACUGAUGCAUCCGAGUACCAUUAGAUUUCUCGCCAAGCCAUCAACUCGAUAUUUACCCAUUAAUACAGUUAGUUCUCGAUAUUAAACAAAGUUCACGAAACAAAAUAGAUCUGCUAAUAUAAUUUUGACAGUGACUAAGAUGACAGUUCUCUUGUUACCAACUUAAAGUCUUUGGCGAGAAUCUUAAAAAAAACUUAAGCAGCUCAAAAUAUUUCACACUUUUUAUUGACAAUAAUAAAUAGAUAUUAUUUAUUACUAAUUUCCGAUAAAAAUUAGCAACUGCGCCAACCUAAUCUUUAAGAAUUCACAUAUUAAUUUUCAAAUCAGAAAGGUCCACCUACUCGUAGUUCUUGUGUUUGAAAUAAGCACAUUUUUUUCUCAGAAGCUCUAUUUUUUCGUUCUAUUUUUUUUUUAUUUAGUAUUACGGAUCAGAUUUUUCAUAUAUUAUUUAUAUUUAUAAGCAAAACAACCACUUCAACUAAUUUAUAGGUUAAACAGAACAUUUUCUGUUAGUUUUGUUGUGACACUUAACGUGUUAGAGGAAUUCAUUAAACGUGGCUGUGUGCCAUAAAUCAAAAGGUUAUAGGAAAAUACAGAAAAAGAGGAAAGAAAGUAUAUAUAGCUACCAAAUAUUCCAAUAUCUGCAACAUUUUCAGAAUCAAACUGUUUGACUGAGCUCUUAUAGCAUGUAGUUAUCGCCAAUACUAAUAAGUAAGCUUUAGCUAAGGUUUACGGUAGUCUAGGAGAUAUAAUAUAUUUGAUAUUGAAAAUUAAUACUUAGAGCAGAACAUAAAUGACACUCUACAGACAGAUAAUCGGCAAGAAUCUAGAACCAGCAAAUGACAAAAUUGCAAAUUAGUGAUCUUCGUUUAUGUUAUCUUUUAUAAUAAAUAACGAAAGAACGCGAGAAUAUAAGUAAUACAUGUCAUAUGUCAGUUGUCAUGGCAUAUCACUUGUUUCAUUCGUCGCUUAUCAGGAUGUCUGUCUGUUACAAGAUGAGAGAUGUCGCUGCGGUAGCAGUUUACAAAAAAACCAUUUUAGGUCUUCUAAAUGUUACAAAUAGGGGGGAUAGAAUGAAAAUUCUUUUUUAUAACGAAUAAAUUGUGGUUGAUACGAAUGUUCAAAUCUAAUGAUUGUAGAAUACUGUUUAAAGCGCAAAAAACGUUUAACGAGAUCUUCUCUAGAGCCUCGUAGAUUAAAUCGGCUGAAUCUUCAUCAACAUCGUUCGUCUUUGCAGCGAAGAAUCGCGUUACUUUGUAAAAAUUUGUAAAUAUUUAGGAUUAAGAACAAAUAAGAAGUAUUUAAUAAAGAGCGAGGCUAGUGUAUGAGAUUCUGCUGUAGAUUAAGUUUUGCUUAAUAACUUUUUAGGUUAAGUACAAACACUUGACAAGGUGGCAAUGCGUUCGGUUCAAAAAAUGGGAGGGUUUGGUAUUUAUCGUUCAAUGAAAUGCCUGAAACGUCAACACAAACAAAAAGGCAAACAAUAAUAUAUACCUGUCAAUUUUUCUACUUAAGUUUACUUUUUGGCUAAAGGACAUCGCACACAUCUUAUGGAAAAUAUAAUGUCGCUCAAAUUCAAUAAAAUUUAUACGAAUAGAUUCGUUUUAAAUUAACGGUCAAAUCUUAUCAUUGCGCCAACUCUAUUUUCAAUAAUAAGAGCAGAAAUUGAUAUAAAUAAAUCUGAAAUCAAAUGGGUACGUACAUAAGUUAGAGAGAGAAAAAAUAUUUUAAAAUACCCAGCUGUUUGUAAAUGUUUAAGCUGUUUUGAAUAGCACUCAGAGCAAUAAUGAUUGUAACUAACACUUUAUGGACUCCAAAAAUGUGAUUUCGAUAAACUUUAAUUGCAAUUUGCGCCGUAAUUAAUCAUAAUUAAGAGUUGGCGCAAUGAUAAGAAUUGACCGUUAAUUUAAAACGAAUCUAAUCGUAUAAAUUUUAUUGAAUUUGAGUGACAUUAUAUUUUCCAUAAGAUGUGUGCGAUGUCCUUUCAUUAGGACGAACGUUUGGGCAAUUUUCUCGAACGCAUUGUAUAGCUGCCCGCGAUAAAGGUUGUGAUAUGAGAGUACCCUUUAUCAAAAAAAAAGUAUUGCUAUCAGUUAGGCCAUGUUUUGAUGAUGCCUCAAUAUCAAUUGAUGGUUCAGCUGUGGCCUAGAUAUAUAUCGCUUGAUUUUUUAAUACUUUUGUAUGUGUUAAAAUGUAGAUUGAUACCAGUCUACGAUUUGUGAUAAUAAGUAAGCUCUGACGUGCGAUUAGAACGCACGAUAGACUGUAGACGCCGUACCUGCUUUCAUUUCAGUGAGAUACGGAACAUUUGAAUGAAAGGGGCUAGAAAGAGCCCUUGGGACCCAAGUAAUACACCAAACAAUAGCAUGUACCCAAAUAAGUAAUGACAUAACAUGCUCACUUUAAAGAUGGCGGCUUUGACUUCAUGUGUCACUUAAAAUAUGACAGAUGACAUCAGAGCAGUCAUUUUGAGGGUGAUUGUGCCAAAUUGUUGGCUUAUUGGUAGAGAUAUUAUUAUUAGGUGGCUUAUGUUGUGGUUCUUCUACGUACUGACAGUCCAUUUGUAUUUAAGAGUCCUAUAUAAGUUUGGAUAUUUUUUUAAGAUUUUGUAAUGCUCAAGGUAAGAAAUUUCCUUAUAUGAUUGGAAUGGUAUCCAAACCAGGGCGCGAUAAAGCAAAUACCAAAUCGGUACAUAAACAACAAAAAACGCUCGUUGUACUACAAAAACCAAUCCUCUUAAUUCAAAUCAUUAAUAUCAUCAAUCCUACUUAAAUAAACCGCGUAUUUUGUUGUUUAUACCGACUUUAACAUUGUUAUCUUCAUGUUUAAGGUAAACCACGAGAUAAAUCUUGUAAUUCCAUCUUAACACGAUUUUUACAACGUUAUUUUCUCAGUAAAAUUGAAGUUUACAAUGAACGUGAAGAAAAGCUAAGUGUAUCAUCCCAGUGAAUUGGUAUUUGUCACUUCCAACUCUCAGGGCCGGUUGUUCGAACGCUAAUCAACAAUGAUCAUUAUCAAAUAUUUAAUUACUGUCACCAAAACUGUCAAUGUCAACUUUGUUUGGGUUGCUGAAAACAUAAUUAAUUACAAUUAUGAGAUCUAUUAUUAAUUAUGUUAAUAAUUAUUGUUAUAUUAAUUGAUUAUAGACUCCACAGACUUUUUAACGACCCAAACAAAGUUGACAUUGACAGUAAUUAAUUAUUUGAUAAUGAUCAUUCUUGAUUAGCGUUCGAACAACCGGCCCUUAGGGUUGCAAAUGUGUGGUGGUUCAAGUUGGACCAUCUCUGAGGAGUAAAUGUUUCUGAAAUGAGUGUGAUAUAAUAAUGUAUGAAUGUUUCCUAAAAAAACGUAGAUUCCCCCUACAAGAUUGGAGUAUUGUUUUUUUUUCUAAGAUUACUAUAAGGCAUUUAUUAAUGUACUUUCACAGUACCAUCUGUUUCCAAUCAGUUUAUACCAAAAAACAAAAAAAGCAAAUAUAUAAAAAGUAUAUUUCAUGGCGGAGAUGCCGUGAGUGCCAUUAUUUCUAUUAUGCGGGCUAGUCAGUUGGUAAAAUAUCAGUAUUUAUAUCAGAAAGUACAGUUUUUGUUACUAUAUAUCACCCUGUACGUCAAUAUUCAAACUUCAAUAAAUUGUGCGGUGUUUUUGAGUUGAGGCAACUUUGCAGUUAACAUGUUUUCCUUCACACUCGAUACUACAUUAUAAUUUAUAUCAACAUUUGGAAAAUAUUUGAUAUUUUGCAAAUGACUAGCCGGUAUUUCGUACGUCCAAGGCUGUACGGCCGUUACCAAUGGUUAUGGCCCGUACAGGAUUGGUCGUAUACAAGGAAUUAUAACAUUGUUAAAAAAUUUGGUUAUAACAUCGUUUUUUACUACAAGCAAGUUGGCAUUGGGUAAAAAUAGUGAUGGAAAUUUAUGUACCAAGUGUGCUUUAAUUUCUUAAAAAUAAAGACCGAUUUUUUUACAAA